Messenger RNA from Camelina sativa (false flax), 936 nucleotides. RefSeq names its product ethylene-responsive transcription factor ERF110-like. Lineage: Eukaryota; Viridiplantae; Streptophyta; Magnoliopsida; Brassicales; Brassicaceae. Gene Ontology annotation, molecular function: DNA binding; DNA-binding transcription factor activity. Gene Ontology annotation, biological process: ethylene-activated signaling pathway; regulation of DNA-templated transcription. The record is from RefSeq and is a predicted model, not a curated record.
AUUUCCAUAUAUAAAUGAGCUAAGCCUCCAAAGAGUGACCAUAUUCGGAAAAAUAAUAGUAGUGUUAUUUGUCGCUCCUCAAGGUGGCAAACCAAGGAGAACAAGAAGAGUCCAGGGCCACUGAGCCUGUGGUUGAUGACGUCUACAAUUUUGAAGAUGACCCUGUGGUUGAUAGGUUCAAUAGGUUUGGCACGGAGAUGUCUGCCAUGGUCUCUGCCUUGACACAGGUUGUUUCUGGUCGCUCUCAGACUGAGGCUGAAAGGGCACAAUCUUCUUCCUCUUCGGCUGGAGAUAAGAGAGGAUGGCUCAGAAUCGAUUCUUCUCUUCCCUCAUCAUUCGCUCCGGUAGACUCUUCACUUGGUCCGAUCGAAUUCACAAGCAAGGCAUUACCAGACGAAAUAGGGGGAAAAAGAAGGAGAUACAGGGGAGUAAGGCAGAGACCAUGGGGAAAAUGGGCGGCUGAGAUACGCGAUCCACAUAAAGCCGCUAGGGUAUGGCUUGGGACGUUUGAUACAGCGGAGGCCGCUGCUAGAGCCUAUGACGAGGCUGCACUCAGGUUCCGUGGAAGUAAAGCAAAGCUUAAUUUCCCCGAGGAUGUAAGGCUUCUUCUUCCUCCUCCUCCUCCUCCUCCUCCUCCUCCUCUUCCCUUACCUGCUGACACGGUGGCGAAUAAAGAAGAAGAGGAUCUUAUGAAUUAUUGGAGUUAUUCAAAUUUGUUGCAAAGUUCAGGUCAACGGUCUUUUUAUGGGCAUGGACAAGAAGAUAGUAGCAACAUAUUAGAACAUUCACCGAUGAAACAACCUCUGCCUCCUUCAAGUUCUCGUCAAAGUUCCUCUGAUUUUUCUGGACCUUCCUCUACCUAAUACAUUUUUAUGUUGUAAUAAAAAUUAUUAAUAACGGACUAAAAAAAAUUUAAAUACAUAGCUACAAUGUUAA